This is a messenger RNA of Monosiga brevicollis MX1, 633 nucleotides long. RefSeq lists its product as uncharacterized. The coding region runs from base 1 to 633 and encodes 210 amino acids. The transcript is spliced from 6 exons. Lineage: Eukaryota; Choanoflagellata; Craspedida; Salpingoecidae. Gene Ontology annotation, cellular component: endomembrane system; membrane. The record is from RefSeq and is a predicted model, not a curated record.
AUGGUGUUGCCACGGAGGAGGAGGGGUGGGGCGGGCACGACCCUGCUGUUGGCGGCUGCCAUUGCCUGGUUCUGGCACUCUUCCCGACAGCCGCAGGUAGUCGGUACUUCUACCGACGCGGGCCCACAAAUCUUCUCAGCUACCCAGUUGCGAGCGUAUGACGGAGUGCACAACCCCCAAAUCUACUUGGCCAUCUUUGGCGAGGUGUUUGAGGUGUCGGCGGGUGCGCGAUUUUACCGCGGUGAUGCCGAGAGCGACUAUAGUGUUUUUAGCGGGCGAGACGCCUCAGCGAGCUUCGCCACGGGUGAAUUCGAUCCCGCAAAGCUAGGCACGCCGCGUGAUGUCAGCUCCCUCACACUGCAACAGGUUGGCUUGGUCUACGAGGAAGAAGAGAUCGGCUUUUACACGCCAGCGGGCGAACCAACUCCCCUCUUGCUCGAAGUUCGGGCGCGUCUCAAGGACGUUGCGCGCGCAAAGAAAGAAGAGGAGUUGGAGGCCGAGCGAUAUCCGCAGUGCAACUCCCGAUGGCAGUCAGGCAAAGGUGGCUUCUUCUGGUGCGACGUGACACGCGUCCCUCGUCAGCCUUACUCUACAUGUGAAGUGGAUGACAGUACCUGUCCAAUGCCUUCAUAA